AGCAGGGUGUUGGAGUCCGCGUUGGCGAACUUGGGCGGUAUAAACGGCAGCACCAUGUGCCUGUUUACCAGGUGGGACGCCUGGCUCGCUUUGAUUUCGUCCGCGUCCACCGGCGCACUGGCGGGAGGCACUUCCGGCUGCUGAUGCUCGCCGGAGGAUACGUCGGACUUGUUGGUCGCUGUUCCGAGACAGCGGCGUACCUCACGGGAUUCGGCUGCGAGUUCUCCAGCGAGGAUGAGCGCUGCCCAGGAGCACUGCCUGCUAGACAGAACAAUCCGCAGAAGUGCCCAUAUGGUCUUUACGCCGAGCAAUUGUCGGGAACGGCGUUCACCGCUCCGCGUUUUGAGAACAAAAGAUCCUGGUUCUACCGGAUGAGACCGUCCGCCGUUCACAGGCCGUUCAAGCCUUUUAGCGAAGCGCACGGCGCCGAGUGUCACUUAACCAACGAUUGGAACAAGACUCACCCCAAUCCUAAUCAGCUGAGAUGGAAGACGUUCGAUGUUCCCACUCGACGGGACCCCGAGGUGGACUUGGUCGAAGGUCUUCACACCGUGUGCGGUGCCGGCGAUCCCAAAAUGCGUCAGGGUGUCGUGGUGCACGUGUAUCUCUGCAAUGCGUCGAUGAAGGAUAGAGCUUUCUACAACGCCGACGGCGAUUUCCUUAUUGUCCCGCAACUGGGCGCUCUGCAAAUCACCACCGAGUUCGGCAAGAUGCGCUGCGAGCCGAACGAGAUUUGCGUGAUUCAACAAGGCAUGCGAUUCUCCGUCACCGUCUUCGGGCCAUCGAGAGGUUACAUCCUCGAGGUCUUCGACAGUCACUUCCGGUUGCCGGAGCUGGGACCGAUAGGAGCAAACGGCCUGGCGAACCCGAGAGACUUCCAGACGCCGGUCGCAUGGUACGAGGAUCGCGAGGUCGACUAUGAGAUCGUAUGCAAAUAUCAGGGAAAACUGUUUGUGGCCGGCCAAGGUCACAGUCCCUUCGACGUGGUGGCGUGGCACGGCAAUUACGUACCUUACAAAUACGACCUCGACAGGUUCAUGGUCGUCAACUCCGUUUCCUUCGAUCACUGCGAUCCGUCCAUCUUCACCGUGCUGACGUGCCCCACUAACAAGCCUGGAACCGCCGCGGCCGACUUUGUGAUCUUUCCACCCCGAUGGUCCGUGCAAGAGCACACUUUCCGACCACCUUACUAUCAUCGCAAUUGCAUGAGCGAGUUCAUGGGGCUGAUAAAGGGCCGCUACGAGGCGAAGGAGGACGGCUUCCAGGCUGGCGGCGCGACUCUGCACUCCAUCAUGACCCCGCAUGGGCCGGACGCGCGUUGCUUCGAGGCCGCGUCCGAGGCCGAGCUGCUGCCGGAGAGAAUCGCCGACGGCACGCAGGCCUUCAUGUUCGAGAGCUCGUACGGCUUGGCCGUGACGGAGUGGGCCGAGAAGCACUGCAACAAGCUGGACGACGAGUACUACGAGUGCUGGCAGGGCUUGCGGAAGCGCUUCGAGCCGGCGGCUAAAGCUUAGAGUGAGAAGGCCCACGACGAGUGGCGCAUCUUCAUCUUGACGCGCCUCCGCGACCGGCAGUCGUUCAGCUUAGACACGAGCCUCUGAUCACCAUCCUCCUCCUCUUUUCCGCUUUUCUUCAAGAUGCUACUCGAGAUGAAUGUUAACCCCUUGCUGCGUCGAUAGACGUCAGUUGAUUUUAUGUCACAAACAAUCACUUUUGUAAGUGAGAACUAUAUUAUAUUUGUGCUCAAUAUAUUAUAUUUGUAAUCGCAAGCGAUCGUAAAGUACAAGUAUACUUGUACUUGUAACCGUAAAAUAUAUUAUACUUAUAAAUGUGUUGCGGGAAGCGGAUAUGCAAAUAUUUUCGCGAUAUUGUCACGAAGUAACCGAGCAUCCACGACGGAUGAUCGGCUGGACAGAAACUCAGACUCAGAAAGUUGAGUCUUUCGACACGUGUUUUCUAGCGCCUGCUUGUCUGUUUUCGAAAUCUUGGAGAUUAAAUCGAGAUUGCUCAUAUCUCAA
This is a messenger RNA of Harpegnathos saltator (Jerdon's jumping ant), 2018 nucleotides long. It is a transcript of the gene hgo, whose product is annotated as homogentisate 1,2-dioxygenase. Gene Ontology annotation, cellular component: cytoplasm. Gene Ontology annotation, biological process: L-phenylalanine catabolic process. NCBI's taxonomy places the organism in Eukaryota, Metazoa, Arthropoda, Insecta, Hymenoptera, Formicidae. The transcript is spliced from 8 exons. The record is from RefSeq and is a predicted model, not a curated record. The coding region runs from base 144 to 1514 and encodes 456 amino acids. Gene Ontology annotation, molecular function: homogentisate 1,2-dioxygenase activity.